Molecule: messenger RNA, 1993 nt
Organism: Micropterus salmoides (largemouth bass)
Lineage: Eukaryota; Metazoa; Chordata; Actinopteri; Centrarchiformes; Centrarchidae
Product: C-C motif chemokine 3-like
Exons: 4
Coding region: 974-1255 (93 amino acids)
Biological process (GO): lymphocyte chemotaxis; G protein-coupled receptor signaling pathway; cellular response to interleukin-1
Cellular component (GO): extracellular region
Molecular function (GO): chemokine activity; CCR chemokine receptor binding
Source: RefSeq, a predicted model, not a curated record
CCACCACAACAUAAUGCAUGUUGUGAAGAUUACUAUACCAAGAUUUCCCUGGCAUUUUAACUACCGACCAUAAUGUGUUUGUAUCUCUAAUUUUAUGCAAUUUUAGUGUGCAAAUAAGUGGAGAGAAAGACCAUAAUGAAAAGCCUGUAGUUCUUUAACCGAACGAAGUGCUCACACACACACGCACAGAAGAAGAGAGCAAAAUUCAGCUAACUAGUUGUGUUUUCGGUGUAAUUUUUGUUGAAAAAUAAGCUCUAUUGAAAGAAACAAAAAAUCUGGACUUCACCAGUUUCUUAACCCUGCUCACAGCCCUGCUCCACAGCUCUUUCUUUAAAUGCAUAGUUUGCACCUCCAUCUCUUGGUUUCUCACCUCUGCCACUUUUAUCUGCAGAGUUACUCAGCUCUUCCGUAGUCAUGCCUGUCUGAGCUGGAAGGUGGAGUAACUUUGAGUCGGGUAGCAAUCUUUAGACUGGUUGGCAACAGCACAUCAAAAAAGUUCCCCGCUAAAAUCAAAUCAGCCUUUUUACACUUAAUUAAUUAGUAGCAAAAUCCUCUGAUUGAAACUCCAUAUUUGCCACCACCACAAAAGAAAAACUGCCAACCAGACAAGCAGAGUUACGAGCAACAAUGAUAUAAACUUACCUAACGCAACGGCAAGAGAAAGAAUGGACGGGCCCCCAAUUCAUGUUACGUCCCCGGUCUAGGGGCAAACCUAGACAUAACAUAAAAGGUGUCUCCCCACUCUUCCCACUCCCAGACAAGGGCAGUCCUUGGAGUGUUUCUUCACAGUGGAAAGCUGAGGAGGUGUAUGGAAAUUCUGCCCUGAUGCUUUGUGGGAGGAUUCAUUUUGGAUGGAAAGGCUGAGAUCAUACACAUUUCAGCUCCACAAUAAACAGUAUUUAUAUCAGAUGUAGUGCUAAGAGUCGAUCACAGCAAAGAAGAACAUUGUCAUCAUCUUUUGGCCGACAUCAUCAUGAAGACUCUCUACUUCACUCUGGGGCUGCUGCUGCUCACCGCCUGCUGCUGCAACGCCAUGCCACAUGGAGUGAAUGAAAUAGCACCCGUACGGUGCUGCUUCAAAUUCUACACAGGAGGGAUCCGGCAGGCAGAAAUUAUCAACAUCAUCAAGACUCACAGCAGCUGUCGUGAAAAGGGAUUUGUGGUCAGUACUGCCAAAGGGCACGAGAUCUGCGUCAGCCUGAAUCUGAAAUGGGCACAGAGAGCUUUCAAUCAACAGCAACCCAUCAAGAACUAAUGAUUGUCCCCAGCAUAAAUGAUCAAACAUCCAAUUUUUAUUUUACAUUUUAUUUUAAAAGGAAAAAUAAAUAUGUACAAUCAUAUUAUAUAACUGUUGUAUAUAAUGCUGUAUAAACUGAGAACUUUCCCAGAUUGAUGACAUAUUGAAAUGCUUCUGACAGUGUCCGAGUCUAAAUUGCAGUGGGUACAGGAAGUGUGUAACUUUUCAUAUCUUAUAAAGAAGGGGACCUGCAGUGUCAAAUGGAACUUUUUAUUAUCAGUGACUCAAUCCUGCAGUUAUCUUUCUCAUGUCUAAAUUAAAUGGCAGACAUGUCAUUAUUUAGAAGAGGUCACAAAACACCCAGUCAGUCAAUUAGGGCCUAGUAACUGGUCACAGUGGGGCCACAACAAAAACGUUACUACAUUUAUUUCAUGUGAUUUCUUUACAUAAAAAUGUUAGUAAAUACAUUUGCAAAUACAUAAUUAAUCUACCUAUUACUUUGUAAUACAAUCAUCAGUACUAGAGGGUACACACUACAAUCAAAUGUCCAUAACUACUCAGUCUACAAAUACAAAACAGAACCAAAAGCUUCCUCACUAUACAACACUAACUAACACUAGCUGUGUCAGUCAGAAUAUCUGUUAAAUCUGUUUUUAAAGGUAAUCAUAUUCAGAGAUUUCCUGAUACAUGAGCUGCCUUAUCGCGGGUCACUUGUCCAGUUUUGUAAUAGUGCUAAUUCCUAGUAACGUUUUUUUC